UACAUUUUCAUUUCUCAACAUCAAAUAAACACACACACACACACACAUAGUUAUAUACUUAUAUAUGCACCAUCAAAGAUAGUGCCCCAGGAACCCCACAAACAAACCUUUUAUAGUUUUGAUCGAUUUUUCUACCUAUAAUUAGAUUCAAAAUAAAAAAAAACUAUAGCCUUAAUUAGUUACACCCAAUUACCAUUUGCACUAGUACUCUUGUCUUGUGUACACACAUACUUCCUCUUUCAUUAGAGCUUAAUUUGCACAACUAUAUAUACAUGAUGAAUAGCUUUGACCCCCAAAGAUGGCAACAAGAUCAUAGAAGACACAAAAAUAUCAUAGGUGCAUCAUCAUCAUCUUCAAAUAAUUCUUCUAAUAUGGGAAAGUACAAUAAACUUAUGUUUGAGGAUGAUGAUCUUGUGUCCACUGUAGUUCCUGCUGUUACAGUUGUGUUGGAGGGUCGUUCGAUCGGCCAACGCAUCAGCCUUCAUAACCAUGGUAGUUACCAAAGUUUCGCCAAGGCUCUCCGCCAUAUGUUUGUCGACUGCACGGACGAUGACCGCGCCAAUGAUCAUCUUGAUCUCUCUAAUGCCAUUCCUGGUCAUCUUAUUGCCUAUGAAGACAUGGAGAAUGAUCUUCUUCUUGCUGGUGAUCUUACCUGGAAAGAUUUUGUACGUGUGGCAAAGAGAAUAAGGAUACUUCCGGCAAAGGGGAACUCAAGGAAAGGUACAACAAGUACAAGAGAGGCAUAAGCUAUGCUAACACAUCAAAACCUGAAAGCUAGAUGCACGGUUAAUCAUAAUAAUUUUUGGGAUGUUAAUUUAUUUUUUACUUUAUGAAAUAGUACCGGAUGAAGUUAAAUCAAAAUAAAUUGGUUUUAUUAUAUGAGAAUGCUAGCAAGAAAUGCUGGUUAAUUAAUCCAAUUGAAAGUACAUGUAAAUCUAUGUUUUGCUUUGUAUGAAUAAAAGAACGCAUUAUCCACCAA
Messenger RNA from Trifolium pratense (red clover), 979 nucleotides. RefSeq names its product auxin-responsive protein IAA33. Gene Ontology annotation, biological process: regulation of DNA-templated transcription. The coding region runs from base 273 to 746 and encodes 157 amino acids. The transcript has 2 exons. Lineage: Eukaryota; Viridiplantae; Streptophyta; Magnoliopsida; Fabales; Fabaceae. The record is from RefSeq and is a predicted model, not a curated record. Gene Ontology annotation, molecular function: protein binding. Gene Ontology annotation, cellular component: nucleus.